This is a messenger RNA of Lactuca sativa (garden lettuce), 686 nucleotides long. The record is from RefSeq and is a predicted model, not a curated record. NCBI's taxonomy places the organism in Eukaryota, Viridiplantae, Streptophyta, Magnoliopsida, Asterales, Asteraceae.
AAAAUAAAAAUAAAAAGUUCUGGAGUUAUUUUAGAGAAAAAAAAAAAGGAUCAGGUCAUAUUUCUCUUCCUCGAGACCAUUUGAUCGGACAAAUCGUCGCCUCGCCUCUAUCAUCGGUCGGACCUCUGCUCUGCUCACCCCAUCUUCGUAUCAGUAGGGAAGAAUAGAAGCUAUGAAAUUAUGCUCCAGGAAGUGAACCAGAAACUCUGGUUAGGUUUUCAGACCGAAGAUAUAUGAACUAGCAAUUGACCAGAAUUAAAAUCAUAGGUGUAAGUAAGGUUGAAGAUAGAUAGAUAGAUAAAGAUGCCACAUAAAACUCGUCCUAUGGCAGCACUUUUACUAUUUACUGGACUGAAUGUUGUUUUGGUGUCAACAAUCACUCCUGUCUAUGAUUUUGUCUGCUUUCUCCCUUAUUGGGAACGAAGGAGAGAACGUAGGCGUCAGGAGCGUGAAGCUACUCUAGCAAACAGUUCAACAUCAGGAUGAACUUCCAUGGAGGGUUAAACUUAUAUAGAAAAUAAGAAAAUCAUUCUUAUUGUUAGAGGGUAUUUGUUUUGUUUAUUCACCUUUGAAUUGAUAAAAUUUGAUUCACACAUUUAUGAUCCGAGGUUGUAGGAUAUAUCACAUGCCAUUUCACCUAUCGUUAACAAAAAAAAAAAUAAACAUGAAGUGUUGAGAUGAGAAAA